This is a messenger RNA of Cuscuta epithymum, 1836 nucleotides long. NCBI's taxonomy places the organism in Eukaryota, Viridiplantae, Streptophyta, Magnoliopsida, Solanales, Convolvulaceae. The record is from the annotation of a GenBank genome assembly.
CAUAUAGAUGCUAAAAGUGUAAAACACAUUUAAACGAAGUUUAUAUUAUUAUUUUGAGGGGUUUGUGGAAUUUGUGUUAAAUUUUUUUUAUCAUAUUUGUGCUAAGAUUUGGUAAAUGUUAUGUUCUUAAGACCAAAUUUGAAACUCAAAAUUUGGCAAAUGUUAUGGUCUUAAGACCGUGUUUGAAGCCAAACAAAUGCGCAUAAUAAUGAUAUAAUCAGUAGAAUUAUCGAUCGCAAGAAGAGAUCGAAAUGGAGAGCGCAUGCGAAUUUGUGGAGUUCCCGCAGCUGCCAACUCCAACAGAAACGAAUUACAGGGCAUGUACGAUUCCUUACAGGUUCCCGUCUGAUAAUCCCAAAAAAGCUACGCCCACUGAGAUUGCUUGGAUUAACCUCUUCCACAAUUCCAUCCCUUCUUUCCGAAAGCGCGCGGAGAGCGAUGAUUCAGUUGAGGAUGCGCCAUCUAGAGCAGAAAAAUUUGCUCAAAGGUAUGCUGAAAUACUUGAGGAUUUAAAGAAAGAUCCAGAGAGCCAUGGUGGACCACCUGAUUGCAUUCUUCUUUGCCGACUCCGUGAACAAGUUCUAAGAGAAGUGGGAUUCAGAGAUAUAUUUAAAAAGGUUAAGGAUGAAGAAAAUGCUAAAGCUAUAUCAUUAUUUGAGCAUGUAAUUCGCCUUAAUGAUGCUAUUGAGGAUGAAGCUAAGCGCAUUGAAAAUUUGGUUAAGGGAAUAUUUGCAGGAAACAUAUUCGACCUUGGCUCUGCUCAGCUUGCAGAGGUGUUCUCCAAGGAUGGCAUGUCUUUUCUUGCUAGCUGUCAAAAUAUAGUUCCUCGACCAUGGGUUAUUGAUGAUUUGGAUGCAUUUAUAAUGAGAUGGGGAAAAAAGGGUUGGGAAAAGGCUGUAAUUUUUGUAGAUAACUCCGGUGCAGAUAUUAUUUUGGGUAUUCUACCAUUUGCAAGAGAAUUACUUCGGCGUGGAACACAGGUCAUUUUAGCAGCCAAUGACUUGCCUUCUAUAAAUGAUGUAACUCAUGCGGAGCUGAUUGAUAUUAUUUCCAAGCUGAAGGAUGAGCAUGGAAAGCUUGCAGGAGUUGAUACCUCCAAUCUUUUGAUUGUGAAUUCUGGUAAUGAUCUUCCGGUUAUAGAUCUAACGAGAAUAUCACAAGAGCUUGCAUAUCUGGCUAGUGAUGCUGACAUUGUCAUUUUGGAAGGCAUGGGCCGUGGAAUAGAGACUAACCUGUAUGCUCAAUUUAAAUGUGACUCGCUUAAGAUUGGGAUGGUAAAGCACCCGGAGGUCGCUCAGUUCCUAGGGGGGAGGUUGUAUGAUUGUGUCUUCAAGUACAAUGAGAUUUUGGGUUAAACAUGCUACAACCCAGUUUUAUGUGACAAUCAGAAAGAAUAAAACACAGGUUGCAGUUGUGGUGGAUGCAGUACCCUGGGAGUCCAGCUGAGAUGGCAUUGCACUUCUGAUCUCUAUAUAUGGAGAUCGUGCUAUUUGAUUGAUGCAUAGGCUGGGGAAGAUAAGCUCAAAUAAUCAUAAUGAUACAUUUUUCUUUAUUAUUACGAUCAUACUUGUUUGGGCGUCCAAUUUGUAGUGACCAGGGUGGGGCAAAAGAAACUGCAAUGACAAAAUCUGUGCGGAUUAUUAUCUUUUUGGAACUGCAUUUUUGUGGUGCAGUGUGGGUGUUACACCAUUUAAAAUCAUACCCCUAGUCUAAAUUGCAUAAUGAGUUCUUUAUUGUUGUAUGGAGUAUUAUUUUGUGUGGUUCAUUCCCAUUUCUUACUAGAAAUUUGACAUAUGACGGUUUAUAUCUUAAAAUACUAUUGUUGUGUUUUCAAAA